AUGAUUGUUGAUGAAGACAUCAGUCAGCUUGAGCCGGUGAUUGAUUGCAAUCAAGAUCCUAGUGGGGCAAACUCGGAAGCCGACAAUGAAAAAGCAACAGACAAAGAGAUAGACAAAAUCAUUCCGGGAACGUUUGAGGUCGAGGAAUGUGAAGAUGACGAGGAGGCCGAGACAACUUGGAUGGAUUUGGUUGGCAUAGCCGUUGGGCUUGGGAAAAACGACUCCCAUUUUUUCGCCAACAACUCCCAACGACCAUCAGCGGAUGUCCGUUGGGAGUCAGUCAUCUUCUAA
Puccinia graminis f. sp. tritici CRL 75-36-700-3 is the source of this 291-nucleotide messenger RNA. RefSeq lists its product as uncharacterized. NCBI's taxonomy places the organism in Eukaryota, Fungi, Basidiomycota, Pucciniomycetes, Pucciniales, Pucciniaceae. The transcript has 2 exons. Bases 1 to 291 code for a protein of 96 amino acids. The record is from RefSeq and is a predicted model, not a curated record.